This is a messenger RNA of Neocloeon triangulifer, 3327 nucleotides long. Its product is annotated as platelet glycoprotein V-like. The transcript is spliced from 4 exons. NCBI's taxonomy places the organism in Eukaryota, Metazoa, Arthropoda, Insecta, Ephemeroptera, Baetidae. The record is from RefSeq and is a predicted model, not a curated record. Gene Ontology annotation, molecular function: protein binding. Bases 326 to 2299 code for a protein of 657 amino acids.
CAGCUUCGAGCGGCGAACACUCACUCGGCCCUCGCACUCGGCGUCGAUUAUCUCACGCUUCUUUUCUGCCACUGGAUACCGACGGAAGCCGGUUCUGCCUUUGCCGCAGCCGCAGCCUCUUUGGAUUUUUCGCUUUGAUUUCUUCUCCCAGCCAAAGAAAGAAGCAGAGCAGAGGAAGGCGCUUUGGAUCCUUUUUUCGUUGCCAUCAAUCAUUCGCAGCACGCUCCGUCUUGAUGCACCCCCGAGGGAGGAUCUCAUCGCGACAAGAGCUGCUGCCGCUGGCGUGAAUCGUCCCUCCAACUGCGAUUAAUCACCCCCGUAAAAGAUGAGGGUUUUCUCGGUGCUGCUGGUCGCGCUCUUGCACAACGCUGCCCUCCGCGAGUGCUACGGCAGCGGCAACUCGGUGUCCACGUGCCCCUCGAUGUGCGUGUGCACCCUUGACGUAUCAGGACGGCGCCAAACCACGUGCGACUCGGGCCGGAUGACGCUCGCCAUCCCCGCCUCAAGUCUCAACCCGGAGACGGAGGUGCUCGUCAUCACGGCGCCCGAAAACGAGUACAACGUGCUCACUAUCGGGCCCAUUUUCCAGUCGCUGAAAAAACUGGAGGAGCUGACGAUUUCGCGGUCGCAGGUGCCCGCCAUCGGCGAACACUCUUUCUGGGGCCUGAAGCACCUCCAGAAGCUGGACUUGACGCACAACAGCAUCCGGCAGAUCACCGACAAAAACUUCCGCGGGCUGGUCGAGCUGCGCUCUCUGCACCUCGACCAUAAUCAUAUCGAUUCCAUGCCGAGCAACACUUUCAAGCACAUGGUUGAGUUGCGGGCGCUGACGUUGUCACACAACAACAUUAAGGAGCUGGUCCCUCGUGUCUUCCUGCUAUUAAACAAGCUGCACCAUCUUGAUCUGUCGUACAAUCCGCUCGGCGAGCUCUACCCAGAGGUGUUUAAGGACAUCAUGGACCUGCGUGAAUUGCGGUGCCGCUCGUGCGGCCUCACAAACAUCAACGAUCAUUUGUACAGUCUCAUCCCUUCGCUGGAAGUGCUGGACUUAUCGCAGAAUCAGUUUAAAUACCUCCGCACGGACGAGUUUGUUGAGCUCAGGAGGUUGCGUGAGCUCAACCUAUCCGGCAACCAACUGCCCGUCAUUUUGGAUAAGACCUUUGGCGCCAGCACGCCCAAUCUCAAAUUCCUCUCCCUGUCGCGAAACCGCAUCGCCAAAAUCACAAACAACGCCUUCGUCAACGCCACCAAUCUGCAGACCUUGGACGUUUCCUACAACAAACUCAGCUCUCUGGAAGCAGUUUCCUUUGAGCCGAUCGGCGAACCCCUUCGCACCCUGAACCUCAGCGGCAACCACAUUGAACAGGAAAAUCUCAAGGUCGUCCUGCAGGCGGUGCUCAAACUGAGGGAGCUCUACCUCUCCAACAUGAGUCUCACCACCCUUCCUCUGGGCGUGUUCGUCUUUCACGAACACAUCCGCCUCCUGAAUUUAUCCUACAACCAGUUCCAGCACUUUCCGGCCCAACUUCUCUCCCCUCUCACUAAACUGAAAGAACUCGAUCUGUCUAAUAACAAAUUCCGGGGCCUCAACGACCGUCUGGUGGACAGACUUGAGCAUUCGGAAGACGGUCAGGGGGCUGGAGGAGAGGUUAUGGCGGUCAAGGCCCGCGGCUCUGAGGGAAUCAUGGUCAGGCUGAAGGGCAACCCCUGGCAGUGCGAUCAGUGCCACAUUGGCCCGAUUCUUGCCUGGAUUUCCAGAUUCGCAAAACAGGAGGGCAGGGAGGAGAUUGACUGCGACCUGGACUCGAAUCACAUCGAGUGCCUUCGCUGUGCCAGUCCCAGGGCCGUGGCCGGAAUGACCCUGAGUUCAUUGGACACUGGCAGUCUUGACUGGUGCAACCACGGCACCAGCGGCGACUACACCUCUGACCAGAGCUUGGUGGCCGGAUUCCUCCCGAGAAUGGGUCUGUUGGCAGCCCUGGGCGCCACUGCGUUGGCCGUUCUGCUCAUUCUAAUCGUCAUCAUCUUCUUGGCAUUGUCCCACAGCAGACACGCCGCCCACUACUACACCCGGGAGGACGAUCGCAUCCCGGGGACGAGUGCAGAAAACGAGGCCAUCUUCAGCAACCCAGACCGCCUGUCCGAGGACAUAGGCAAGUACGCCACGAUGUUGUCCACGGGGAAGUUGACUACAAAGUCGAACGGAAAGGUCAGUUUCGUGACGAUCGCCACCAUUGACGAGAUCACCAAAGACCCUGAGCUGCAAAGGACGCCGCUCAAGAACGGUGUCGGCAGCUGAGAACAGGAGACCUCGCUGACGAUGACAGCGACCAGUUCGUCGGACACCCUAGAGACGACGUGCACCAUCGAGCCGCCUCCCGAGUUUCAGUAAUCGGCGAGGACUCUUGAGAGUGAGCGUGGUUUUUAUAUCUCUGUGCCAUAUUCAAUGAAAAUAUAGAAAAUAAAAACAUUCGGCAGAUUCGUGAAAUAAAAUCUUUUAUAUAAAAUAAAACUUUGAGUGGAAGAAGAGCGUUUCUGUGGCUGUGUCGAGCGAGAGAUCUGCGGGUUUGCUCUUCAAGUGUCUAUGUGAAAAUAAAUUUGAAAAAAAUUAUAGAAAAGCGCUGCUUCGUGGUGGAGGAGAAAAAUACGGAGCGUGAGAGCUUCUUCCUAAAAGUUUUGCUUUUUAUACAUGCACGGCAAAGAAAUUUUUCUUACUCCGGGAAGGUCGCAAAGAGAGCAGAGCAUAUAUUUUUCUCAGUUUAUUUAUUUUCGGCGGCGACGGCAAAGCACCCACGAAACCCACAAAAUGUUUCCAAUUGACGUUUUUGACCUGCUCGCAGUUUGUGUGCGUGAUCGCGGAUUAACACUUUUAUGGUUCUCACUGUUUUUCUUGCGUUAUAAUUACUUUAACGUAAAUAUUUUUAAUCUCUGACGUAAGUGUGCUACAGGUAAAUUUUAUGGUAGGAGCGGUAGUAACAUAAUAACAAUAAUAAAAUGAUAAUUGGUUUUCCGUUUUCAUUGUGCAGCUCUCUCAUAUGUACUUCAUGAAUGUGUUCCCCGCAGCCUAUACUUUGUGAAAAUACAAUAUAUUGUUUCCCAAGCCUUAUUCUAACUGAACCAGAAAUGCGUUGCUGCUGCUGUCGUGUGAACUGUAUAUUUAUCCGAGAAAAACGAAAUAAAUAUGGUACUAAAAAUGUAAUGUUACGAUUAAAUUGCUAUUCUACUACAUUGUUGUAAAAUGCACUAAUUCAUUUGACAUGUCGUGAAGAUGUAAAUAACGAAAAUAUUUUAUAUAUCGGAAAUGAAUAAAUCAAUAAAAACACAAUU